This is a messenger RNA of Vigna radiata var. radiata (mung bean), 1079 nucleotides long. RefSeq names its product ethylene-responsive transcription factor ERF113. Gene Ontology annotation, biological process: regulation of DNA-templated transcription; ethylene-activated signaling pathway. NCBI's taxonomy places the organism in Eukaryota, Viridiplantae, Streptophyta, Magnoliopsida, Fabales, Fabaceae. The transcript has 2 exons. The coding region runs from base 194 to 865 and encodes 223 amino acids. Gene Ontology annotation, molecular function: DNA-binding transcription factor activity; DNA binding. The record is from RefSeq and is a predicted model, not a curated record.
GUUAUUAUAUAGCAGCAUUGACAUGAGCAGAAGAUCAUAUCUGAGAACAAAAAGAGCAUAGAGCAGAAACCUAAAAGUGGAUCCAAGAAGGCAUGGAAAACUACCACUAUCUUCAGAAACAUCAAAGGAGGAAGAGAAAGACGACACAGUACAAGAAUUUGAUGCUUAUGCAUCAUGGUCUUCGGAAACCGACAUGUCUGCAAUGGUUUCAGCUCUUGCUCAAGUUAUGACAACUGCAAAUCAAAACCCUCCCAUCUCACAAUCAUCAUCUUUUCCUCUCUCAGAUCAACCUCAGCCUUCUUCAGAUCAAGGAGUGAGAAAGAAGGCACACUACAGAGGAGUGAGACAGAGACCAUGGGGAAAAUGGGCAGCAGAAAUCCGUGACCCUAAAAAAGCAGCAAGAGUGUGGUUAGGAACCUUUGAAACAGCAGAAGAUGCAGCCCUUGCAUAUGACAAAGCAGCACUCAAGUUCAAAGGCACAAAAGCAAAGCUUAAUUUCCCAGAAAGAGUUCAUCACAAUCUUUCUUUUAUGCACCAACACCAACCUUCAUCACAAUCUCUUUCUUCUUCUGUUCAUGUUUCUGCUCCACCCUCACAUCAUCAACCUGGCCACCAACUUUUUCCAAACCUCCUUCAAUAUGCUCAGAUUCUUUCAAGUGAUGAUGCACAGUUUCCUUACUACACAUCCCAUCUUUUCAAUCAACAACAACAACAUCAUCAGCAACAACAACACCAACAACAACAACAAGAUCCUUUCAGCUCUCAGUUUUCUACCACCUUUUCUUCAACCUCUUCUCAACCAUCCUACUUCUACAACCACCAACAACAAUUUGAUGAACAGGGACCUGAUCACUCACCCCAGUAGGGUUAUUUUCAAAGUCUUGAUUAAUUUGUAAUGGGACAUCAAAGUUUUGAAAGUCUUCAUUAAUUACAAUAUUGCAGCUGCAAUAUUGACCCCAUCAUCAGCGUUAGGUUUCCACAAGAUUUUUGAGAUGUGUAACCAUGAAGAUAUUGGACAUCAAAAUUUGCUGUUGGAAGUUUGAAUUUGCAUGAGCUUUAAUCCAAACAUGGCUUGAAAA